Messenger RNA from Sparassis crispa, 1017 nucleotides. RefSeq lists its product as hypothetical. The record is from RefSeq and is a predicted model, not a curated record. NCBI's taxonomy places the organism in Eukaryota, Fungi, Basidiomycota, Agaricomycetes, Polyporales, Sparassidaceae. The transcript has 2 exons. Bases 1 to 1017 code for a protein of 338 amino acids.
AUGCUCGGAUCUCUAUUUUCUUCCAAGUCUACUAAUGAACGGAAAUACACCCAUCAAUCACCUCAACAGUCUCCGGAGGCCCUCGCUUCGACCGUGGCCCUAGACGACGACUCUGCCGCGCCUUCCAGCUCCCGCCCAUCCAUGCGCAGAGUCGUCAGUGCCCUCUCGACCCCUCACGACGCUAUCCUCGCUGAGCUCCACGGUCGCCAGCCCAAGCUCGACCCCUCAGCCGGAACCGAUGCGUCUACCACUACUAAUCUGCCCGCUAUUAAUGUGGGCACCGUCACAAGUGCGGGCUCCCUGGAUCUUUCAGACGCCAGGAACGCGACGGCGAGCCCCGCUGCGCAGGGCGUGCGCUCGGGCGCGACAAGCUCCCCGGAAGCUGGGGCGGAGCCCAUUUACGACCCCUUCUCCGGAGCGCUGCUGGGCGUGAUAGUUCCGCACGCGCCAGAUUCGGAUGGCGAGCGCGCGGAUGGUGGGGCGCAGUUCGAUCAGGCGAAGGACGAGCUGUGGACGCAUCUGUCGCGCAUUCGAGAGCUGCAGAACGAGAUUGCGGGGCUGCACUUGCAGAUGGAAGGGGUAGGCCUCUCUGAGGUUCGAGGCCCGAAGCGUCCUCCGGGGCCCCGCGUGCACUCUGAUACAAUCGCUUCGAUCGACGAGUGGGAGGGCCCUGCCGAAGCGGAGGAGCAUAAGAAGUACGCACGAGACGCGGAGCUCGUCAACCUCAAUGAGACCUUCGUGGCCAGGAAGGCCGCCAUUGACGGCGUUAUGAGCAAGCUGGACGACUUGUCAAAGUCGCUGACCACAUUUCACGCUCUCCCCACUCCUGCCAUGGGUUUUGGUACUUCACGGAGUAACACCAAGGAAUCGCGGACUACGUCGCCAGAUCCCUACGAUGCUACAUCGAAAGCGACCAGCACAGCGACUUCUCCACCUCUACCACAUCAAGAACCCGUCAUAGUCGGUAGUCCGGCAUCCUACGUACCCGAUUCACCCUUGUCGCACGGUGAUUCAUGA